GAAGACCCCGGAAGUGCAACUCGAACUUGGUCGGGGCGCGGAUCCCGAGAGGGAAAGUCAUAACAACCGCACGAGGGAGUUCGACUGGCGAACUGGAAGGCCACGCCUCCUCCCGCCUGCCCCCUCAGCCCUGUGGCUGGGGGCAGAGCUCAGGUAGGACUGCCGUUUGCGGGGAUGUGAGCUCCGGGGGCAGGCCCGGGUCGAAAUCAGGAGGGGGCUGGCCUGGGUCGGUCUCAGGCGGUGGUCGCUGGCCCUGGGGACCGAGGCUGUCUGGAACCACGCUGCAUUCCCUGCGGACACCUCUGACUUGUGUCUGGGCCUCCGCUGAUGGGCAGGUCCCAUGUUCCAUUUCCACUCUCUAGGCGGGAGCGACGUGUGUGUUCCCUGGAUGACUUUCCUUAUGUCGGGGCGUACGGGAUUCUGGGAGUCCCUGGAGACAGAGUAAUGGGCCCUCCUCCGCUUUCUUGCGAGUGGAGACUGUCUUCUGAAGAUUGAUGUCUAUUUCCUUGAGCUCUUUAAUUUUGUUGCCAAUUUGGAUAAACAUGGCACAAAUCCAGCAGGGAGGUCCAGAUGAAAAAGAAAAGACUACCGCACUGAAAGAUUUAUUAUCUAGGAUAGAUUUGGAUGAACUAAUGAAAAAAGAUGAACCGCCUCUUGAUUUUCCUGAUACCCUGGAAGGAUUUGAAUAUGCUUUUAAUGAAAAGGGACAGUUAAGACACAUAAAAACUGGGGAACCAUUUGUUUUUAACUACCGGGAAGAUUUACACAGAUGGAACCAGAAAAGAUACGAGGCUCUAGGAGAGAUCAUCACGAAGUAUGUAUAUGAGCUCCUGGAAAAGGAUUGUAAUUUGAAAAAAGUAUCUAUUCCAGUAGAUGCCACUGAGAGUGAACCAAAGAGUUUUAUCUUUAUGAGUGAGGAUGCUUUGACAAAUCCACAGAAACUGAUGGUUUUAAUUCAUGGUAGUGGUGUUGUCAGGGCAGGGCAGUGGGCUAGAAGACUUAUUAUAAAUGAAGAUCUGGACAGUGGCACACAGAUACCGUUUAUUAAAAGAGCUGUGGCUGAAGGAUAUGGAGUAAUAGUACUAAAUCCCAAUGAAAACUAUAUUGAAGUAGAAAAGCCGAAGAUACACGUACAGUCAUCAUCUGAUAGUUCAGAUGAACCAGCAGAAAAACGGGAAAGAAAAGAUAAAGUUUCUAAAGAAACAAAGAAGCGACGUGAUUUCUAUGAGAAGUAUCGUAACCCCCAAAGAGAAAAAGAAAUGAUGCAAUUGUAUAUCAGAGAAAAUGGUUCUCCUGAAGAACAUGCAAUCUAUGUUUGGGAUCAUUUCAUAGCUCAGGCUGCUGCUGAGAAUGUGUUUUUCGUUGCUCACAGCUAUGGAGGACUUGCUUUUGUUGAACUGAUGAUUCAACGAGAAGCCGAUGUAAAAAAUAAGGUAACUGCUGUGGCAUUGACAGACUCUGUUCACAAUGUGUGGCAUCAAGAAGCUGGCAAAACGAUUCGAGAAUGGAUGAGAGAGAACUGUUGUAAUUGGGUCUCUAGCUCAGAACCAUUAGACACAUCAGUGGAGUCCAUGCUACCUGAUUGCCCCCGGGUCUCAGCAGAUGAGUAAACAGAGGUUCAUGUGGUUUGUAAGUGGGGGAGUUGAGAUUCUAAUCCAGAUCUGAUAGUUGCAAACCACACUACUUCGCCGACACUCGCCAGAGAACGGCAGCACCAGAGGCAGUUCCUGAAGGUUUGCCAUGGUAGCAGCCUCUGGAAGAGGAACAGGGAAUUUGUCUUCAAGCUGUAUUGUAUACUUACAAAUAUAUUGUGUAUGUGUUUAGGGUAAUUUGGGGAAAACUAAUAAAAUUCAUGAGGAGGCCAAAGUCCCUGCACAUUUGCAAGUUAUACCUUGGUGCUUUUCCAGAAGGACUAUAUGGGAGUGAUUGUGGUAGAAAUGAAAUAAGCAGCUGAUAAAUGGGUCAUUUUUAAUUUUCAUUUUUUAUUUAAACUAUCGAUCUUUUUAUUGCAAUAAAAUGUCACAAGUAAAAAUAAAGAAUUUAUGACAGUUUUAACGUGGUGGAAGGUAGAGCAAACAAAUGGAGAAAAAAUCCAGGUGAAGGAUUAAUAAUUAAAUAAUGAAACUCUUAAACUUGAAAAUAUCUGUGAACUUUAACAAAAAUAUGUAUAAUAGAUAUGGAUGCAAAUUCCCUUUGAUGCUUACAUCUGAGAACCCAGGGAAGUGAAAGGAACAUAUUAAGAAGGAGACUUCAUAGCAACACUGGACUGAGAGUUAAGAGAAUCAAGCCCACUUCACCCCUACCCAACCCAACCCUUCCAUUAGUGGAUCUGGCUCCUUCUUUCCUUCAUUUAUUCAGAAAUGCUUAUUGAGCCCCCUGUAUGUCAGAUACUUUUCUGAAUACUAGGGAUUUGGCUAUGAAAAGGAUAAGCAAAAUUCCUUUUCAUAGCCAAAUGUAAGCUCUGUUGCAUAGAGCUUACAUUUCAGAAGAGAAAAUAGAUACUAGGUAGACAAAUCGACAUAUAAAGUUUAUGUUUUAGAUAGUGAUGUUAGGAUAAAAAUUCAGUAGGCUAAGUGGUGAGAGAGUACCUGAUGGGGCCCAGUGGUAUGUUUUAUAUAGCGUGGUCAGGAGAGGCCUCAGUGAGGAGCUCCUUGUGUUGUCUGUACCUUUUAGGACCUUAGUCUCUUCAUACAUAAAAUGAGAGCAUUGCUAGGUGAUCACUAAAUGGCUGCAAAAUUCUGUUCUUCCUUUAAGGGACAUAUCUUCGGAUCAGAUAAUCUUUUGUAUGUAUAAGUUACGGUCUUUACUGUCAACUGAUCUCAAAAUGUAAUAAGAAUGUUCAUUGAUUCCCAAGGUUAAUUCCAUUUUUACAUUUGGGGAAUUUAAACUGAGAAUAAAAUGCCUUCCCAAAGAUUGCAUAAUAGUAAAAGAAGGAUUAAAGCUCUCAAUUCCUGCCACUCUUAGUCUGAAAACGUCACCCCACCAUGUGCUAUAAUGAGAAGUUGAAUUGAAAUGUCAGGGCAGUUCAAAGUAGAUUAAAGAUGUGUAAGCUGUGAUGGACUACAUAUUUACAAAUAAGGAAUUGGAUAAGUAUAUCCCACUGCACUCAUUUACGGCAGGCAAGUAAGCCAUGUGAUAUGCUUUAAGCCAGUAAAAUAGCAAAUUCCCCCCAAAAGAUCUAUAAUUUUAAUCAAAAGUUUGUUUCAGUCAUUGAAAUUCUGUUAUUGCUGCUUACCAACAUUAAAGUCAAUCAAAACAUCAGUAGCUUUGCAAGAUCAAUAUUUUUAAUAUGUUUGCAUUGCAGUGCUGCAGAUUUUUGGCUAGUGGAUCGCACCUAUAUUGAUUUCCAUGGGAAAUGUUAGUCUGAUACUGAAAUAAUUAAAAAAAAAAACAGGGAUUAUUGGUUUGGAAUUUUGAAGGAGAUAGAACUAUAAAAAUUGGUUAUUGACUAAAUUGCUUGGGGUGAGUGAACCUUGGGCACUUGCAAUAAACUUGUAGCACUCAUUCAUUACUGAAUACUACCUUAGUCCCUUAAACUGAAAAAUCAGUCAAUAACCUAUUAUAACAAUGCAAAUUGUGGUGAAAUAACAUACUAUGCAUAUAAGAAUCACAUUUUAUCAAAACAGAUAUGCGUAAGUAUAUGUAUGGGCGUAUUGAAAGUGUCUGCUAAAACAUAGUGACUGAUUUUGACUUUGAGAUUCAUGCUGAAGCUCAUUUGAAUAGCAUUUUAAAAGAGAUAAACUGCUACAAAAUAACAGUAAAAAGAAGCAUACAAUUAUUCUAUGAACAAUAAUGAAAGUGCAAACACUACAGCACGUCAAAUGACAGAUUCUGUUAUUUUGAUUCAGAGCAAAAUUACAAUUGUUAUUCUGUUCUCAAAGCAUAGGAAUAAUGUAUGCAAGCAUUAGAUUAGAUACAAACACAUUCCCCACAAUAUGAAUCUAGUGCAUAUUACAUUGCUCUUGUUUUUCAGCAUUUGGUUAGGAGAGCCGUAUUUUCAUCUAGAAAGUUUACUCUGCGUUUUCAUUUGGUUACCAUUGUAAAUUUAUGAAUUUUUUAUCUCUCAGAGGCAAUCUAGUGUUUUACAGAGAGAGUGUUUUUAAUGUCUCAAUAAAAGUUCUAUCCAGGAUAAUAGUAAGUACUUAGGAGUACCAGUUACAUAUUUUGUUAUAUAUUUUUAUUUACUGAAUUUUAAAAUCUGUAUGUUAUUUACAUAAUAUGGAAACGUUUAUCUGCUUUGAAGGAAACGGGAAUAAGAUAAAACUAAAAAUUAGUAAUCACAACUGUUGCAUUUUGUUGCCAUCUCUAUAAGCCUGGUCAGUAUUUUCCUUUCAUAAUAAGUAGUACUCUCUUUAUAAAUAGAAAAUUGAUUAUGAUUCCUUCUGCUGCAGGAGAUAGUAACACUCAGAUAAUAGCAUUGGCAUUCUAUUUCAAUUUAGCAUUAAUCUUUGAUCACCAUUUUUUUUUCAAAAUUCCUUUAUCCUAUUCUGACUACUUUUAUCAUUAUAACUACCAUUACCCUAAAUUCAGUUGAUAAAAUCAUUUUUCUUCCUUUUCGUUUAAAAUGUAUACCUGAAUCUAACUUUUCUCUAAUAUUCUAUGUCUCCCCAUCAGUUAAGCUGUUAGGAUAUUCUGUUUUGAUGGAUUUGCCUUAGGGAUGAUUUAUGAGACAGGAAGCUUCAAUGUUAUCUAACAUUAGGUACAUCAUACCUGAAAAUAACCAAGUUGUACAGUAAAGAUAUAUGCAUGUAAGUAGUGUAAAAAUUCAUACAAUAUUUGCUAAAUCAUUCAAUGGCUUUCUGCUAAGAAUAUUAUUAGAAAAGUAUCCAUGGUCUUAAAAAUGAUAGGAUUCUAAUUCCCAAGCCUGCUGUUUCCAUAUAAUUGUAUAUAAAUAUACAAUUAUUCUUCCGUUUAUGUCUUUCUAAGAAUUUCACCUGGAAUUUGUGUUACUUAUUAUUGUCAAAAAAUGUUAUUUCCUCACCAGAUAGAAUUUGUGCAAUCCCAGUUAGAAUCUCCAGGUGUCUAACUAGUCAAGGAGCAGGACAGAGCAAAUACAUAGUUCUGCAAGGCUCCGUAGCCCACUCCUACAGCCACAUGGACCUCUGGGCCUCUGUUCUGAUCUCAUCUAGAUUUUUCAUCUAGUAUACUAGUGCCGUUUCUACCUAGAAUGGCUGUCAUCUGACAACUUUUUAGUAGUUUAGAAUUCACGUAACUUGAAACUUGGUACAGAACAUCCCUGUUGUCUUUACUGGCAGUCGCAGCAGAAACCAGGCUGUUGUCUAACUGUGAAGGUAGUGUCUGAGCACAAGCCUGAAGCUCCAGGGGAGGACAGAUUUUUACAUUUAUUUGUGGACUCUGGACAUUUGGCAAAAUCCAUUGCACUCAAUAGACAGCAGUCAAAUUAACAGGGAGAUUGUUCUCCACUUAUCGAAACUGUCAAAAAACUGAGGGAAGGGGGGAUUCCAAAGAGCUGCUCCUAGUGCAUUCUUUUUAUAUUAAUGGUUAGUGAAUACCAGUGUCAGAAGUUCACAUCACAGUACGAAUAAGAUGAUUGGAUUUUAAUUUUUAGACAAAAAUAGUCUUUCCACAUUCUAGGUCAUGCUGAUAAAAACUUUUUUGCGAACCAAACUAUUCAGAUAGUCUGUACCAAGCCUUACCUAUACGCAGCUAGAAAAUACCUAGAGGGCUUUAUUCAUUAACAAAUUAUCACACAUGCAUGCUGCUCAGAGAGUAUGUUUAAGAUAGUGGUUAAAAGCACAGGCUCUGAAGCUAUACUGCCUGAGUUUGUUUCCUUUCUGUGCCACUUUUCUAUCUCUGUAUCUAUUGUCAAGUUGCCACUCUCUCUGUACUUCCAUUCCUUCACCUGAGAACUGAUAAGAGUAGGGCUUACUACAUAGGAUGUUGUGAGGAUGUUGUACAGCAUUUAUUAUUUGGUUCUAUAUUCAGUCUAUUCUGAUAACUGUGCUGUUGGGAGCAGAAAUGAAAGACUUUAAUUUCUAGGAGUUUUAUCUCUGAAAUUCUAUCUCCUGUAACCUGGAAGAGCUUCUAUUCUCUGCCCCCAUGGCACCCUGCAUGACCCCCACCAUAGCAUAUGUUACUGUGCAGUAUCUAUUGCCUCUCCUACCUACAAUAAACUGUAAGCUUCAUGAGGACAAAAUGUGUGUCUAUCUUAUAAUCAUUAUUGCUUCAAUGCCUAACAUAUAGUUUGUACUCAGUAAAUAUUUAUUGGAUGAAUGUUAAAUAAAAUGUAAUAAAAGAAAUAUCACAAAUAUUAGAGUGUUCAUCUGUAAAAUUUUGCUUCGAUUAAAUUACUUUCCUGGUAUUAGCAGAGGCUGACAUGCAAUGAGUUAUUUCCACUUCUUUGCAUUGGCCUCUGCCUAGAAUGAACUACCCUUAGAUAACCACAGGCUCACCCCUCAUUUUCUUUGGAUCUUUGUUCAAAUAUCACCUUCUCGGUGUUUCCUAUCCUGACUGCCUCAUUUGAAACUGCAUUUCUAUCCCUUCUUCUGUUCUGUUUCAUUUUUAUAUGGCAUUUAUGGCAGUCUAGCCCUGUAUAUAUUUUAGUUAUUUGUUAUAUUUAUGAUUUGUUGGCCUCAACUUCUCCUCACUAGAAUGUAAGCUUUGUCAGUUUGGCUCACUUAUACAUCCCUAGCACCUGGAACAGUGCCUGGCACAAGGUAGACAGGCACUUUAACAAAUAUUUGUUGAAUUAAUUAAUAAAUGUAAUGCAUUGGGAAUGCCAACUUGGAAAUAACCAAAAGCAAAAUUACUAUUCAAGGAAAAUCAACAGAGAAUUAGAAACAAAAAACUUCAGGCUCCGUCUUGAGAUCAAUUAUAUACAGUUUUUUACUUGCUAAAGGUACAUACUUCAACCUCCCUGAGCCCUUUAACCCAGCCUCCAAAUUCUGAAAAUCACUCUUACCAAAAUAUUCUUCCAACGGUUAUUCUGGGGACUGUAUUGCAUUUUUUUAAUAAAAUAAUAUAUGUCUGAGACUAUAUUUUUCAAGUUAUGUAAGAUUCUAGUGUUAGAGGCAUUUUAUAAAAGGGUUAAACCCUAAAGCAAACUGCUUCUUUAAAUAUGUUAUGAACUUUCCAUAGAGCACAAAUACAAGAUCUCUGCAAGGCUUUAAUUAAGAAUAAUUAAAAUAUCUAUAUUAAAAUAUGUUUCAUUCUACCAGCUUAGUAGAGGUUUUUAUUUCAAUAAAAAAGUUUAUUUUUUACAUGUUAACAGCAUAAAACACAACAUUGCGCUCGUAACAGCAGGGAAAAUGUGAUGUGCUGAAGCGGUAAGAAACAAUGUGAUUUAUAAAUUAAUUCCCUGCAUUAUUUUUGUUAAAAAUUUUUUUCAUUAAGAUUAAACUUUCACUUUGGUGGUUAGUUGUUUGAAUUCAUUAUGCGGGCAUCAUACAAACAAAUUAAACAAGAAAAUUAUAUAAGAAGUAAAGAAGAAUUGCAUUGGGGCAAAAUAUUUUAAAAGUGUAAAGGCUUGGUGUCAUAUAUGAGGUGAGAUUUUUAUUCAGUCUGCUGUUUGUAAGAUUAUUUAACUAUUUAAUUAUGUCAUAAAAUGAGUUAAUAAGAAAGAAUGUUUAAACAAAAAAUUUAAAGAAGGCAAGCAAUUGUUACAGGGAUGGGUCAAGAGAGCCAGAUAUUGUAUGUAAUUCCCAAGCAUUCAUAAAGGGGAGAGAUAUAGAAAGGGUCAAAACCCAAAGGGAAGAGAAAACUAGUAAUUAUUAGGUCUGAUGAGAUGAACCUAUCUCAUUAAAAAAAAGAUUUGAGAAGAGAACAGAUGGGAAGAUAAGUAAACACUAAAUAAACUUGCUAAUAGGGAGAUGGAUUAUCAUUUUUCUCACUACGACGGGAAGAUCUAACUAAACUUGUCCGCCAACCUUUUUUUUUUUUUUUUUUUUUGAGAUGGAGUCUCGCUUUGUCACCCAGGCUGGAAUGCAGUGGUGCAAUCUCGACUCACUGCAACCCCUCCCUCCCAGAUUCAAGCGAUUCUCCUGCCUCAGCCUCCCGAGUAGCUGGGAUCACAGGCACCCACCAUCAUGCUUGGCUAAUUUUUGUAUUUUUAGUAGUGAUAGGGUUUCACCAUGUUGGCCAGGCUGGUCUCAAACUCUCGACCUCAGGCAAUCCACCCACCUCCGCCUCCCGAAGUGCUGGGAUUACAGGCUUGAGCCACUGCAUCCAGCCACUUGUCCUUUUUAAAAAAGACAGUAAUGUGAAGAGAGGAGAGCCAUGAAUGUGGCAGGCAUUGUGGUAUUUUUGACUCAUACCAAAAAAAACACUUCUAUCUCUUACUACUGCAUUCUCCACAUUAGUCUCAAAGACAAUGGUAAGAUCUAAGUAUUACCAAGAAUGAGUGACACAUUGAAUCAAUAACAUCCCCAUUCAUGCUCUAAUAUAAUACUUCCAGGAGAGAGGGAUGAGGAUUGCAAAGGAGCUAUUGAUCUAAGUAAUAGAGAAAUUUAGGAGAAUAUGGGAUUCUAUCUAAUCAUCAGAUCCAAUAAGACGUUCAGGGAUUGAGAAGGAGAGAUCCAUUAAACUGAACCUUGAAAGAUGGGUAGGAUUUGAAGAUUCAUAGAAGGGAAGAAGACUAUUUCAACUAGGGUUGUCAGCAUGAACUAGGGCUUGAAAGUACAGGACAUGUGACAUAAACAUUUGUAAUAGCAAAAAAGGAGGUUGACAGAUGCAUCACUGAUGUGAAUGGAGAAGGAAGAAAAUAAAAGUUAUAAGUGUGAAUGAGAUGACAGGGAACAGGCUGUCAUUGUGUUUGUGGGUUUUUUUAUAGAUACCUUAAAUUCUGGGAUACAUGUGCAGAACGUGCAGGUUUGUUACAUAGGUAUACACGUGCCACGGUGGUUUGCUGCACCCAUCAACCCGUCAUCUACAUUAAGUAUUUCUCCUAAUGCUUUCCCUCCCCUAGUCCCCCACCCCCCGACAGACCCCGGUGUGUGAUGUUCCUCUCCCUGUGUCCAUGUGUUCUCAUUGCUCAACUCCCACUUAUAAGUGAGAACAUGCAGUGUUUGGUUUUCUGUUCUUGUGUUAGUUUCCUGAGAAUUAUGGUUUUCAGCAUCAUCCAUGUCCCUGCAAAGGACAUGAACUCAUCCUUUUUUAUGGAUGCAUAGUAUUCCAUAGUGUAUAUGUGCCACAUUUUCUUUAUCCACUCUGUCACUGAUGGGCAUUUGGGUUGGAUCCAGGUCUUUGCUAUUGUGAACAGUGCUGCAGUAAACAUACAUGUGCAUAUGUCUUUCUGGUAGAAUGAUUUAUAAUCCUUUGGGUAUAUACCCAGUAAUGAGAUUGCUGGGUCAAAUGGUAUUUCUGGUUCUAGAUCCUUGAGGAAUUGCCACACUGUCUUCCACAAUGGGUGAACUAAUUUACACUCCCACCAACAGUGUAAAAGUGUUCCUAUUUCUCUACAUCCUCUCCAGCAUCUGUUGUUUCCUGACUUUUUAAUGAUCGCCAUUCUAACUGGCAUGAGAUGGUAUCUCAUUGUAGUUUUGAUUUGCAUUUCUCUAAUGACCAGUUAUGAUGAGCUUUUUUCCAUAUGUUUGUUGGCUGCAUAAAUAUCUUCUUUUGAGAAGUGUCUGUUCAUAUCCUUCACCCACUUUUUGGUGGGAUGGUUUUUUUCUUGUAAAUUUGUUUAAGUUUUUAUAGAUUCUGGAUAUUAGCCCUUUCUCAGAUGGAUAGAUUGCAAAAAUUUUCUCCCAUUCUGUAGGUUGCCUGUUCACUCUGAUGAUAGUUUCUAUUGCUGUGCAGAAGCUCUUUAGUUUAAUUAGAUCCCAUUUGUCAAUUUUGACUUUUGUUGCCAUUGCUUUCGGUGUUUUAGUCAUGAAGUCUUUGUUCAUGCCUGUGUCCUGAAUGGUAUUGCCUAGGUUUUCUUCUGGGAUUUUUAUGGAUUUAGGUCUUAUGUUUAAGUCUUUAAUCCAUCUUGAGUUAAUUUUUGUGUAAGGUGUAAGGAAGGGGUCCAGUUUCAGUUUUCUGCAUAUGGCUAGCCAGUUUUCCCAAUACCAUUUAUUAAAUAGGGUAUCCUUUCCCAGUUGCUUGUUUGUGUCAUUUUUGUCAAAGAUCAGAUGGUUAUAGAUGUGUGGUGUUAUUUCUGAGGCCUCUGUUCUGUUCCAUUGGUCAAUAUAUCUGUUUUGGUACCAGUACCGUGCUGUUUUGGUUACUGUAGCCUUAUAGUAUAGUUUGAAAUCAGGUAGCGUGAUGCCUCCAGCUUUUUUCUUUGUGCUUAGGAUUGUCUUGGCUAUGUGAGCUCUUUUUUGGUUCCAUAUGAAAUUUAAAGUAGCUUUUUCUAAUUAUGUGAAGAAAGUCAGUGAUAGCUUGAUGGGGAUAGCAUUGAAUCUAUAAAUUACUUUGGGCAGUAUCACCAUUUUCACCAUAUUGAUUUUUCCUAUCCAUGAGCAUGAAAUGUUUUUCCAUUUGUUUGUGUCCUCUCCUAUUUCCUUGAGCAGUGGUUUGUAGUUCUCCUUGAAGAGGUCCUUCACAUCUCUUGUCAGUUGUAUUCCUAGGUAUUUUAUUCUCUUAGUUGCAAUUGUGAAUGGGAAUUCACUCAUGGUUUGGCUCUUUGUUUGUCUAUUAUUGGUGUAUAGGAAUGCUUGUGAUUUUUGCACAUUGAUCUUGUAUCCUGAGACUUUGCUGAAGUUGCUUAUCAGCUUAAGGGGAUUCGGGGCUGAAACGAUGGGGUUUUCUAAAUGUACAAUCAUGACAUCUGCAAACAGAGACAAUUUGACUUCCUCUCUUCCUAUUUGAAUACCUUUAUUUCUUUCUCUUGCCUGAUCUCCCUGGCCAGAACUUCCAAUACUGUGUUGAAUAGGAGUUGUGAGAGAGGGCAUCCUUGUCUUGUGGCGGUUUUCAAAGGGAAUGCUUCCAAGUUUUGCACAUUCAGUAUCGUAUUGGCUGUUUGUCAUAAAUAGCUCUUAUUAUUUUGAGAUACAUUCCAUCAGUGCCUAAUUUUUUUAGAGUUUUUAGCAUGAAGGGGUGUUGAAUUUUGUCGAAGGCCUUUUCUGCAUCUAUUGAGAUAAUCAUGUGGUUUUUUUUCAUUGGUUCUGUUUAUGUGAUGUAUUAUGUUUAUUGAUUUGCGUCUAUUGAACCAGCCUUACAUCCCAGGGAUGAAGCAGACUACAUCGUGGUGGAUAAGCUUUUUGAUGUGCUGCUGGGUUUGGUUUGCCAGUAUUUUAUUGAAGAUUUUCGCAUCGAUGUUCAUGAGAGACAUUGGCCUGAAGUUUUCUUUUCUGUGUUGUGUCUCAGGAUGAUGCUGGCCUCAUAAAAUGAGUUAGGGAGGAUUCCCUCUUUUUCUACUGUUUCGAAUAGUUUCAGAAGGAAUGGUACCAGCUCCUCUUUGUACUUCUGCUAGAAUUCAGCUGUGAAUCCAUCUGGUCCUGGACUUUUUUUUUUGGUUGGUAGGCUAUUAAUUACUGCCUCAAUUUCAGAACUUGUUAUUUAUCUAUUCAGGGAUUUGACUUCUUCCUGGUUUAGACUUGGGAGGGUGUAAGUGUCCAGGAAUCUAUCCAUUUCUUCUAUAUUUUCUAGGUUAUUUGUGUAGAGGUGUUUAUAGUAUUCUCUGGUGGUAGUUUGUAUUUCUGUGAAAUCAGUGGUGAUAUCCCCUUUAUCAUUUUUUCUUGCAUCUAUUUGAUUCUUUAUACUUCUCUUCUUUGUUAAUCUGGCUAGCAGUCUAUUUAUUUUGUUGAUCUUUUCAAAAAACCAGCUCCUGGAUUCAUUGAUUUUUUUGAAGGGUUUUUCAUGUCUCUGUCUCCUUCAGUUCUGCUCUGAUCUUAGUUAUUUCUUGUCUUCUGGUAGCUUUUGAAUUUGUUUGCUCUUGCUUCUCUAGUUCUUUUAAUUGUGAUGUUAGGGUGUCGAGUUUAAAUCUUUCCUGCUUUCUCUUGUGGGCAUUUAGUGCUAUAAAUUUCCCUCUAAACACUGCUUUCACUGUGUCCCAGAGAUUCUGGUACAUUGUGUCUUUGUUCUCAUUGGUUUCAAAGAAUGUAUUUAUUUCUGCCUUAAUUUUGUUAUUUACCCAAUAGUCAUUCAGGAGCAGGUUGUUCAGUUUCCAUGUAGUUGUGCGGUUUUGAGUGAGUUUCUUAAUCCUGAGUUCUAAUUUGAUUGCACUGUGGUCUGAGAGAGUGUUCGUUAUGAUUUCCAUUCUUUUGCAUUUGCCAAGGAGUGUUUUACUUCCAAUUAUAUGGUCAGUUUUAGAAUAAGUAUGAUGUGGUGCUGAGAAGAAUGUAUAUUCUAUUGAUUUGGAGUGGAGAAUUCUUUCUGUAGAUGUCUAUUAGGUCUGCUUAGUCCAGAGCUGAGUUCACGUCCUGAAUAUCCUUGUUAAUUUUCUGUCUUGUUGAUCUAUCUAAUAUUGACAGUGAGGUGUUAAAGUCUCCCAGUAUUAUUGUGUGGGAUUCUAAGUCUCUUUGUAGGGCUCUAAGAACUUGCUUUAUGAAUCUGGGUACUCCUAUAUUGAGUGCAUAUAUAUUUAGGAUAGUUAGCUCUUCUUUUUGCAUUGAUCCCUUUACUAUUAUGUAAUGCCCUUUUUUGUCUCUUUUGAUCUUUGUUGGUUUAAAGUCUGUUUUAUCAGAGACUAGGAUUGCAACCCCUGCUUUUUUGUUUGCUUGUUUUGUUUUGUUUUUGUUUUUGUUUUCUUGGUAAAUAUCCCUCCAUUGUUUUAUUUUGAGCCUAUGUGUGACUUUGCACGUGAGAUGGGUCUCCCGAAUACAGCCCACUAAUGGGUCUUGACUCUUUAUCCAAUUUGCAAGUCUGUGUCUUUUAAUUGUGGCUUUUAACCCAUUUACAUUUAAGGUUAACCUUGUUAUGUGUGAAUUUGAGCCUGUCAUUAUGAUGGCUAGCUGGUUAUUUUGCCCGUUAGUUAAUGCAGUUUCUUUAUAGUGUCGAUGGUCUUUACAAUUUGGUAUGUUUUUGCAGUGGUAGGUACCAGUUUUUCCUUUCCAUAUUUAGUGCUUCCUUCAGGAGCUCUUGUAAGGUAGGCCUGGUGGUGACAAAAUCUCUUAGCAUUUGCUUAUCUGUAAGGGAUUUUAUUUCUUCUUCGCUUAUGAAGCUUAGUUUGGCUCGGUAUGAAAUUCUGGGUUGAAAAUUCUUUCAUUUAAGAGUGUUGAAUAUUGGCCCCCACAGUCUUCUGGCUUGUAGGGUUCUGCAGAGAGAUUCACUGUUACUCUGAUGGGCUUCCCUUUAUGGGUAAUCUGAUCUUUCUCUCUGGCUACCUUAACAUUUUUUCCUUUAUUUCAAUCUUGGUGAAUCUGACAAUUAUGUGUCUUGGGGUUGCUCUUCUCGAGGAGUAUCUUGGUGGUGUUCUCUGUAUUUCCUGAAUUUGAAUGUUGGCCUGUCUUGCUAGUUGGGGAAUUUCUCCUGGAUAAUAUCCUGAAGAGUGUUUUCCAACUCGGUUCCAUUCUCCCCGUCACUUUCAGGUACACCAGUCAAACGCAGGUUUGGUCUUUUCACAUAGUCCCAUAUUUCUUGGAGGCUUUGUUUGUUCCUUUUCAUUCUUUUUUCUCUAAUCUUGUCUUCAUGCUUUAUUUCGUUAAGUUGAUGUUCAAUCCCUGAUAUCCUUCCUUCUGCUUGAUCAAUUUGGCUGUUAAUACUUGUAUAUGCUUCACGAAGUUCUUGUGCUGUGCUUUUGAGCUCCAUCAGGCCAUUUAUGUUCUUCUCUAAACUGUUUAUUCUAGUUAGCAAUUCCUCUAACCUUUUUUCAAGGUUCUUAGCUUCCUUGCAUUGAGCUAGAACAUGCUCCUAUAGCUCAGAGGAGUUUGUUAUUAUCCAUCUUCUGACUCCUACUUCUGUCAAUUUGUCAAAGUCAUUCUCCAUCCUGUUUUGUUCCCUUGCUGGCCAGGAGUUGUGAUCAUUUGGAGGAGGAGAGGCAUUCUGAUUUUUGGAAUUUUCAGCCUUUUUGCACUGGUUUUUCCUCAUCUUUAUGGAUUUAUGUACCUUUGGUCUUUGAUGUUGGUGACCUUCAGAAGGGGUUUUUGUGUGGUCGUUCUUUUUUUGGAUGUUAUGCUAUUCUUCUGUUUGUUCUAACAGGCCCCUCUGCUGCAGGUCUGCUGGAGUUUGCUGGAGGUCCACUCCAGACCCUGUUUGCCUGGGUAUCACCAGCGGAGGCUGCAGAACAGCAAGGAUUGCUGUCUGUUCCUUCCUCUGGAAGCUUCAUCCCACCAUAUGCCAGCCGGAGCUCUCCUGUAUGAGGUGUCUAUCAACCCCUGCUGGGAGAUGCUCCCAGUCAGGAGGCACAGGGUCAGGGACUCACUUGAGGAGGUAGUCUGUCCCUUAGCAGAGCUCAAGUGCUGUGCUGGGAGAUCUGCUGCUCUCUUCAGAGCCAGCAGGCAGGAACAUUUAAUUCUGCUGAAGCUGCACCCACAGCCACCCCUUCCCCCAGGUGCUAUGUCCCAGGGAGAUGGGAGUUUGAUCUAUAAGCCCCUGACUGGGGCUGCUGCCUUUCUUUCAGAGAUGCCCUGCCCAGAGAGGAGGAAUUUAGAGAGGCAGUCUGGCUACCUCAGCUUUGCUAAGCUGUGGUGGUCUCCACCCAGUUUGAACUUCCCGGCAUCUUUGUUAAUCCUGUGAAGGGAGAACUGCCUACUCAAGCCUCAGUAAUGGCGGACACCCUUCCCCCCACCAAGCUGGAGCAUCCCAGGUCAACUUCAUACUGCUCUGCUAGCAGUGAGAAUUUCAAGCCAAUGGAUCUUAGCUUGCUGGGCUCCAUGGGGGUGGGAUCCACUGAGCUAGACCACUUGGCUCCCUGGCUUCAGCCCCUUUUCCAGGGGAUUGAACGGUUUUGUCUCACUGGCAUUCCAGGUGCCACUGGGGUAUGAAAAGAAACUCCUGCAGCUAGCUCGUUGUCUGCCCAAACAGCCGCCCAGUUUUGUGCUUGGAACUUAGGCCCUGGUGGCAUAGGCACUCUAGGGAAUCUCCUGGUCUGCAGGUUGUGAAGACCAUGGGAAAAGUGUAGUAUCUGGGCCGGAAUGCACCAUUCCUCACAACACAGUCCCUCAUGGCUUCCCUUGGCUAGGGGAGGGAGUUCUUCAACCCCUUGGGCUUCCCAGAUGAGAUGCCCCACCUGACUUCGGCUCACCCUCCAUAGGCUGCACCCACUGUCUAACCAGUUCCAGUGAGAUAAGCUGGGUACCAAAGUUGGAAAUGCAGAAAUCGCCCACCUUCUGCAUUGAUCUCACUGGGAGAAUCACUUGAACCCAGGAGGCAGAAGUUGUGGUGAGCUGAGAUUGCACCAUUACACUCCAGCCCGGACAACAAGAGCGAAACUCCGUCUCAAAAAAAAAAAAGAGAGAAAACAAGUUUUCUAGGGUGAAACUUUUAAUUUUGUUUCUAGACAAAUAAUUUUGAAUAUCUGCCACAUAUCCACAUUUCUGACCCAUUUCUGCUGGAUUUGAAGGUAAAAGAAAAGAGCAAAAGGUGAGUCUAAGGACUGGCUUGACUCCAGAUAAAUAUCUUCCUCAGUUAUGCGGUCAGAUCUGUAGGAGAAUGCUGCGUCUUAGCAGUAUGGGAAACUAACUUGGCCUAGUCUGGUGAUGGCAGUAAAACUUUUAACAAUUCAUCAGCCCUUUUAAUGCCAGUUUUUUAUAUAAUACCCUUCACUUAUAUUCAGCCACUCAGCACUUGCCAUGUGCCAGGUUCUAUACUAGGUGCUAAGGACACAACCUUCACAACAAGUACAGCCCCUGCUCUUGAAAAGUAAAGGCCCAAAAAAUGUAAGUUAGCCAUUCCAGGUCAGUGAGAGUAAAAUUAUGUGUAGGGGAUGAGGGUGGUGGCACAGAAAUUGUUUUGAGUUCCAAGCAAAGGCAAGAGAAUAUGUGGUACAUUUGACAACCGAAAAAAAGUCCGGUAUUGCUGGAGAAUAGAGUAUGAGGGUAGGACAAUAAAAAGAAAUAACCCUAGAGAAAUAAGCAGGAGCCAGGUCAUGGAGAGCUUUCUCAGCCUUGUAAAAACUUGGAAAAGGGAUUCUAAGAAAGGGAAUAUAAUAUGAUUAGAUUUGAAUUUUUCAGUGAACAGUCUAGCUGUGAUAAGGGUAAUGGAUUAAGAGAGUUACAGGACUAAAAGCAAGGCUGGUUAAAUCAUGAUGACCUGGAUGAGGCAGUGGAGAUGGAAAAAAUCAUUUGAUGUGAGAGCUAUUUAGGAAACUCAGUGGGUCCUGAAUAUUGAUCAGCUUUCAUGGGUAAUAGGGCAGAAGCAUCAGUUUGGUGUCCAGGCUUUUGGUUUGGGCAAUUGUGUGGAUGCCUCUCAUUAACAGAGAAAAUAUUUUUAGGAGAAUGAUGAGUUCAGUUUUGGCAUGCUGAGUUUGAGGUGCCUGCAAAACCUCCAAGUAGAAAUGGACACUAAACUAUUAAAUAUAUUGGCUGAGGCUCGGGAGAGAGAUUAUUAUAUAAAUAAACACAAUUUUUUAAAAAGAAAAGGAAAUGACUAUGAAGGAGAAAGGAAAACUUUUGAAACAACUGGAAGAAAAGGAGGAAUCAACAGAGGUUUUAGUUUAUUUGUUUAAGAUGAAAGAGACCUGAAUGAUUAUAAAUUGUAUAAAUAGCUAGUCCGAAUGUGAAGAUGCAGAUAAUUAGGCUAUAGAAUGGAAAUGCGUUUGAAGAUAAGGCAGGAUUUGAUUGAGAGCUUAAUUUGGGAGAAAAUUUGCCUUUAGAAAGAAGGAGCACGAGCCUAAUGCUGACAGGUCUUCAGAUUUGGUAGUGAAAAGUUAAAGAAUGGCCAGGCGCGGUGGCUUACGCCUGUAAUCCCAGCACUUUAGGAGGCCGAGGCAGGUGGAUCACCUAAGGUCAGAGGUUUGAGACCAGCCUGGCCAACAUGGUGAAACCCUGUCUCUACUAAAAAUACAAAAAUUAGCCAGGUAUGGUGGCGCACGCCUGUAUUCCCAGCUACUUGGGAGGCUGAGGCAGGAGAAUCACUUGAACCCAGGAGAUGGAGGUUUCAGUGAGCCAAGAUCAUGCCACUGCACUCCAGCCUGGGUGACAGAGCAAGACUCUAUCUCAAAGAAAAAAAAAAAAGAAUAGAAAAGAAAAGUUAAAGAAUUCCAUUCUGAUAAAUUUUGGUUUUGCCUGGAAGUAGGAGACCAGGUGAAGAAAGAAAAGGGAAGAUUGCAAUCUGAGGUUUAAAAAGUGAAGAAUGUAAGUUAGGCUUCGUUUUACAAAUAAAAAUAUCUACAUUUUUUAUUUUAAAAUGGCCAUUCUAAAAAAAAUUCAAGUGAUGAAAUUAAAUUCCCUAAGCAUACCACCCCUGAGAAAUAAUCUGUUUCUAUUAAUAGCAGUGUGCACAGACUUCCAAAUAAACAGACUCAUAUGCACAUUGUCCUAUAACUUGAUUUUCCUUUUAUUGCUUUUUUCCAAUUAUAAAAAUAAUACGUUCUAUUUACCAAAAAAAUGUACAUAUUGCCUAUUUUAGUUUGGAUAUUUUUCAUGUAGUAGUAUGUAGAUACAACUUUCUUCUUUUUAGCAACCAUAUUGCAUUUAAUUAAUUGACUAUGCCACCAUUGGACAGUAUCUAUUGAAAGUUACUCAUUUUUCUUCCUUUUUUGGCUAAUAUUAACAGUUUUGAAGUAAGUAUCUUUGUACAUUUUUGCUAGUGUUUCUGUAAAAUAAAUUUCAAAAAGUGAAAUUUCUAGGUCAAAAGGUAAACAUGUAUUUAGUUUGGAAAAUUAUAGCCAAAUUGUUCUGCAAAAUAGUUAUACAAGUUUACAUUUAUGUCUUAAGUGUUAUUUUAAUCUUUGUUAUUCUGCAAAAAAUCAAUUAAAUUUGUAUUUAUUUGGUAAGCAGUGAGGUUGAGCAUAUUUUUAUUAAUUAUUGACCAUUUAUAUUUAUCUCAUACAUUACCAGGUCUUUCUUGUCAAUUGAGUCUUUGUCAAUUCUUUAUUGAUUAGUAGGAGUUCUUUAUAUAUGAUGGAUAAUAGUCCUUAUUGUAUGUGGUACAUUUUUGCCUAGUUGCCUUUUUAUCUUUUUGCUUUGCUUAUGGAGUUUGUUAAGGUUUUUUUCUAAGCCAACGUUUUUCGUUUUUAUGUAGCCAAAAAUGCAGUUUUUUUUUAGUUUCCACUCUUAUUGUCAUGCCAUAAGUCCCUCCCCACAAUUAUGCAUAUGUUCUCUUUUAUUUUCUUUUAGUGCCUUUAUGAUUUUUUUUUAACUUUUAAAUGAUAACAUUUGGAGAGUUGUCUAGAAUUACGUAGUACAAUGGCUGAACAAUGUUGAGGGCUGAGUUGUGGUUGAUGAUGAUUUGUUUGUAGGAGCAACAAUCUGUUAGCCAGGGACAAGCCAGUCAGCUGGGUUUAUCCAACCUUGGAGUGUUUCAGGCAAGUACCUUAAAUGGACAGUGGGGCCUAGCAGAUUAGGAAAACACAAUGAAAUGUUGGACCAUGAUCUUCCAGCAAAGGUUGAGAAGUGAAAACAAAACAAGGGCUAAUAGGAAGAAAGGAAAGGAUAAAUGGACUGGAAGCCGUAAAGAUUUUUUUUAAGGUAAGAAAGGGAAUUAUUUUAGUAAGAUGGUUAAAAAGAUAGGAGGUUGUGGUCAAAUUGGGGGAAUGUCUAAAUUUAUUGUUUCAAAAGAAUGCUGCAAUGUCCAGAGUAAAAUGUCAAGAACAGGCAGGUGAAAUAGACUGGAAGAAAGGGGCAUUGUAGAUCAAGGAAUCUAGCAGUCAGACCCUUGGAUAGGUUAUUCAUGGGAAUGUUGAAGACUCCCAGGAUUACAGUUGGACUUGAGUAGAAAGAAGCAUCUUUUGAAUAUCUGAGACUUCUUUCACCAACACCUUUGUCAACCUUUAUUUAUUUUUGAGAGACUCAUCCCCAGUUACUAAAGAAUAAAAAGUCAGUUUAUCAAAAAAUGUGAAUGAAGUCAGAAUCAGAAUAAUACCACCCUCCCCACCUCCACUUGCUUCUGGAAAAAUAUUUGUGUUUGGGUUCUUUUUUAAUAUGUGAUAGCAGCUAAUAAUAUAUGUAAAGCACUUAGCUGAUGCCUAACACAUAGUCAGUACAUUUUUGCCUUUAUUAUAUUAGAGGGAGAUGAUUUAUAUAUGCUUUAAAAUUGGUAUUUGUUUAGUAUUUCUUUCAAGUUAAGAUUUGGAAUUUUGGCAGCCUUGGUCCAGAAUAAAUGACCAGGCAGCUUCAACAUGAACUUGUUUCUAGAACCCCAGAAGGGUUGGGAAUACAUAUAAGAAGCCCAUACUCAAGGCCUGGGAAAGUAGAAAGAGGCAAGGAAGGAGAGAAGAAAAUAGAAAGAAGUUGGAUUAGAUAGAUGAGCAAAUACUGGUUAGUUCUGUUUCCUCUCACCUUGACACAUGUGUCCAUUCAGUCACCAAGACAUGAGAAGCAGUAAAUCCUGGGUGAGGCUUAAGCACCCUCUGGUUAUUUUGUAGUGAACAAACUAACAGCUAAGAUUUUUUAGAACCACUCACUUAGAGAAUCAGCUUUUAGAACUUGCAGUUCUUUUUUUCAGUACAUUGGUGGGAAAUGUCAUGGGGAAGAGGAAGGGCUUGUGAAUAUUUUAUAAGAUUUUUAACUUUUUUUCAGUCUGGAAAAUACAGUGGAAAUGGAAAAUAAUUGUACAAAGAAUGUAAACAAGUAAAUGGAGGAAUUUAAGAUUAUUAUCAGAGUCUUUUAUCCUUCCUUUCUUCACCCACUCAAAUUAAUUAUUCAUUACUUAUGUUGUCUUUAAAAAGAGAAAACCUAAAUUCUUUGCUGCUAAAGUUUACAUUGAUUUUAUAAAUUUAAAAAAACUAAUAUAAGCCUUAAAUAUAACCAGGCUAUUUUAUAAUCUGAUAGCAUCUUUGCAGAGUGAAGCUCAAAAUAAAUUAGAAAACAUAUCAGUACUCUUUAAUAUAGGACAUUUCUGAUGAGAAAUAUUACAAACAUGAGAUCUAAAAGGAUGUAAGUCAUUGAUGAAUUAAAUACCUCAGAGCCAUAUGACCUGAGACUUAUUUCUGUUGUCUGCUCACAAUGAGGCACUUUACAGAAAUAUAACUCUUUAGUUGCUACUUGCACAAUUUCAACUGAAGUUUUAAAUUAGAAGGUGUAAAAGCAAUGAUCCUCACUAUAACACUUCAACGUACAGCAAUAUUGUAACAAAUAUAAAUGCUACAAACUGGUUUGUUAAGAUAAAGUAGUUAAAUAUCAUGAGAGUGGCACUGUUUACCCCCUCUUUAGUCUGUGGUCAUUUGUUUUAAUUUUUACCUAUGUGACUUGGUUGCUAACUAGGAUGUUUUUUAGUACAAAUGAUGCAAACAUCUGUGUUACAUAUACCAGAAAUUCAAAAAGGAAAUAAAAAGAACUCUAUUCUCCAAGGGACUGUGUGACUGGAUCUCUUAAAAACAGAUUCAAAUAAAUAAAACUCAAUCACACUAACUUUAAGUUGUGCUUUAAAAUUUUUUACUAUUUGUCUGAAUCCUGACAAAAUGUAUACUGAGGGUAGCAAAACAUAUUUGUGUAUACAGGUAAGCUACACUUCAUUGAUUCAUUUCUCUAUUUAACAAAUUUUUAUUGAGCAUAUGUUAUGUGCUUAAAACAGGAGAUAAGUAGUAAACAAGAAAAAUGAAGAAGAUAGUGAUGAUGUUGAUAAUGAUAAUAACAGCUAGCCUGUAUUGAGUGCUACCCAUGUGUCAGGUAUUUAUGUCGAUUAAUCCUCACGUAACAAUAUGAGUCAGAUUCUAAUAUCAUUCCACUUUGCAAGUGAGGGAAUAGAUUUAGAGAGCUCUCACAGCUAGGAAAUAAUGCAGCCUGACUCAAACACUGCAAUUCUGACUCCCAGGGCCAGAUUCCUAACUAACAACAUGCAAAUACAUUCAUUUUCCUCAUGGAGCAUAUGUUCCAGCUACCCAUUUAUUUAACAAAUAUGUAUCAAGUGUCUGCUAUGUGCCAGGCACAGUCCUAGGCCCUGAGUUACAGAGAAAAAGAGUUUGACACGGUCAUUGCUAUCAUGGCUUACACCUUCCAGAGCCUCUAAUAGAGGUUUUGUAAAAAGGGAGAAAGUAUGCACGUAUUAAUGCAAGUACUAGACAUAAUUAAAGUAAUUAAUAACAUUGACAAGAAUUACUAAACUAUUGAAAUAUAAUACAGUUUCUUUAAAAAUACAUACUGUAUAUUCAGAAAGGGUAAUGUUAUUUUUACAUCUUAAAAAGAAUUCAUUUUCAUCUCUGGUUCAAAAUAUAUAUCUUUAAAAAAAAAACUUUUUGCCUGGUGUGAUUCCGUCCUGCGCGGCUGUUCUCUGCAGCAGCGUUGUUUUAUCUCCGUCCGCCUUCUCUCCUACCUAAGUGCGUGCCGCCACCCGAUGGAAGAUUCGAUGGACAUGGACAUGAGCCCCCUGAGGCCCCAGAACUAUCUUUUCGGUUGUGAACUAAAGGCCGACAAAGAUGAUCACUUUAAGGUGGAUAAUGAUGAAAAUGAGCGCCAGUUAUCCUUAAGAACGGCCAGUUUAGGGCUGGUGCAAAGGAUGAACUGCACAUUGUUGAAGCAGAGGCCAUGAAUUACGAAGGCAGUCCAAUUAAAGUAACACUGGCAACUUUGAAAAUGUCUGUACAGCCAACAGUUUCCCUUGGGGGCUUUGAAAUAACACCACCAGUGGUCUUAAGGUUGAAGUGUGGUUCAGGGCCAGUGCAUAUUAGUGGACAGCACUUAGUAGCUGUGGAGGAAGAUGCAGAGUCAGAAGAUGAAGAGGAGGAGGAUGUGAAACUCUGAAGUAUAUCUGGAAAGCGGUCUGCCCCUGGAGGUGGUAGCAAGGUUCCACAGAAAAAAGUAAAACUUGCUGCUGAUGAAGAUGAUGACGAUGAUGAUGAAGAGGAUGAUGAUGAAGAUGAUGAUGAUGAUGAUUUUGAUGAUGAGGAAGCUGAAGAAAAAGCGCCAGUGAAGAAAUCUAUACGAGAUACUCCAGCCAAAAA
This is a messenger RNA of Homo sapiens (human), 21859 nucleotides long. It is a transcript of the gene ARB2A, whose product is annotated as ARB2 cotranscriptional regulator A. Gene Ontology annotation, cellular component: endoplasmic reticulum; nucleus; cytoplasm. Bases 495 to 1610 code for a protein of 371 amino acids. The record is from RefSeq and is a predicted model, not a curated record. NCBI's taxonomy places the organism in Eukaryota, Metazoa, Chordata, Mammalia, Primates, Hominidae. The transcript is spliced from 11 exons.